This is a messenger RNA of Actinia tenebrosa (Australian red waratah sea anemone), 2826 nucleotides long. Its product is annotated as putative methyltransferase-like protein 24. The record is from RefSeq and is a predicted model, not a curated record. NCBI's taxonomy places the organism in Eukaryota, Metazoa, Cnidaria, Anthozoa, Actiniaria, Actiniidae.
UUUUACAACGAGUAUUAGUUCAGCUACAGAGUCCCCCAAACUUCAACCAUAAAAUCAAAAGAAUCGUCAAGAAAGAUAUAGAUAAACGUUAUAUGACCAAGACAGGUCAAACCAGUAACUAUCAAUUCCCAACAACGGCGAAACCAAUUAACAUCUACAAGUACAUCGAACAAAAACCCGCUGGUAACGGGACGAUAGCAUAUGAAAUGGCUAGAUACAAGCGUUUCCUAGCAACGCAAGGGGCAGUCUGUCAAGAUAUCAGGAGAAUAGGUGGUGAGCGAUCAGAGACAACGAUUGAACCUCGUCCUUUUGGAGCUGAUGGUGCAUGGGAUGUAUGUUUUGACACCAAUGUUGGACUAAUACCGGGUUCGUGUAUUGUGUAUUCGUUUGGGAUUGGUAGAGAUUUUUCUUUUGAUGAUGGAAUGGCAAAUUAUGGGUGUCACGUGUUUUCGUUCGAUCCUACCAUUGGUCAGCCCGAUCACAGACGUCCAAAUGGAGUAGAAUUCUUUAAUAUCGGUUUGUCUAGCUUUGAUCAAGAAGGAAGUGGGAAUAAUAGCGAGAAAUUACCAAAAUCCCAGUGGAAAACAAGAACUUUAGCUUCUGUCAUCAAUGAACUCGGUCAUGAAAAGGGUUUUAUCGAUAUUGUCAAGAUGGAUAUCGAGGGRGACGAAUGGAAGUGUCUACGACAAAUGUUGAAGGAUGGAACUCUACGUCGUUAUGUACGUCAGUUAAGCAUCGAAUUGCACUUGUUUUUCAAAAGCUCUCAACGACUAAGAAAGUAUUAUAGUAUCGCUCGUUGGCUUCACCGACAGGGUAUCAAGGUGUCGAGCCUACAUCAAAACCCAUAUUGUCCAGAUUGUCUAGAGAUAAAUUUCAUAAAUACAAGACUUCCCUAUGAUCGCGGCGGGAAUUAAGAUAACUACUAGAGCGGUUUUCGUAUGACUGUGGUGAACGUGCUGCCAUUUACGCAUGCCUUGCCGCGAAGGCGAUGUUUUAUGGAAUUUUUAUUUCCUUUUUUUAAUUUUUUUUUCUCGCGUAAUGUGAUUAUUAUGUGACAGUGCAAUGGCCUUUGGUGGAACCAUGUCCAAGUUGUAUUCGUGCAAUUUUCAAGUUCAGGUAUUUGGUUGGAUGGAGAGUAAAGCCUGGUUCACAAAAGAGCAACGCAAACGCAAGCGGAAGCAAAAUUAGGUGUGGACUACAGAAACGCAAACGCAGUGAAUGGAAACUUAUUCAUUCUAUUGAACCCUUGCAGCACUUAGGUUCCAAUUGUCAGGAGAUUGGAAUUCUUUUGUUUUGUCCCCCAUAUCGAGCUGCAUGCUUUGACGUCACAUGAAUAGGAUCUGUUGUGCUUGCGUUUGAAUUUGCAAUUGCGCUUUUAACGUGUGAACCGGGAAAAAAGCAAACGCAAACAAAAUUUCUUCUAUCUUCCGUCGGAUCUGUUUUGUUUAUCACUUGAUCCAUUUGAUUGGCAGGUUGGAUCAGUUGCAGGUGUCAUAGUUGGUUUAUGAUGGUUGCUUGUAUUUGAUUGGUUGGAUCUGUCUUGUUUAUCACUUGAUCCAUUUGAUUGGCAGGUUGAAUCAGUUGCAGAUGUCAUAGUUGGUUUAUGAUGGUUGUUUGUAUUUGAUUGGUUGGAUCUGUCUUCUUUAUUACUUGGUCCAUUUGAUUGGCAGCCUCGGCUUCAGUGUAUCAUUCAUGUCGAGUGGAGGGGCAAUACGAUUCUUACGAGCGAAAGGAAACAUUUUCUUAACUUCAUUUCUGAAUCGGUGGUUUCUCCAGCCAUAUACUAAAGGAUUUACUGCAGAGGAACAGCACAUUAGAGUAAAGGAGCAUUCUGUAGCAAGUUUAAUGGUCGAGUUGAACAUGAUCAAAAGAGUUAUGGGCAGAAAGGCCAACACAAACGUACCAACAAUGACGAAGGCGGUUUUAGAGGCGUUGUUUUCGAACUCAAUCUUCGCAAGCUUGUAGUUGAAAGACAGUGAGUUAUUUUGACGGAUAAUUUUUUGCCUCUCUUUUCUUGAUACGUAGAAGAUUUUGGCAUACAUGGAAAUAAACAGUAAAACGGCACAGAUCCUGAUAUGAGGGGUGAACUGUUUGAAAAUAGUCAAUGUUCGCAGCACACCUUCGAUUAUUGACAGGACCCAGAUGAAACCGAUACAAAACAGGACAUUCCUCUUGGACAUAAUGGACUUGUAUCUCAAUGGAUAGAAGAUGGCAACUACUCGAUUUGCGGUCAUUAAGAGAAGAUUAUUGAGCGAUGCAUAGAGCGAUGUUGAAGUAACAAUAUAGUAGAAGACCAUAAAGUGCUUGCUGGUAAAACCAAUCAAACUGAGGACAUAAAUAGGCUGAGUGAAGACACAGACCAGAAGAUCUGCUAUAGAAAGACUGACGAUACAGAAGUUGACUCCUGCUUGAAGAAGAGGGUUUUUCCACACAGCCAAGCAAGUGACUGUAUUGCCAAUGAUACCAAGGACACCGAACAGGACAUUGACAACUGCAAGUAUGAUGACAGCAAGCAACCCUAUCUGACCUUCAACUGACGAUCGAUCGGCCGCCAUAUCAAGAGUUCCAACAAUAUUGGUUAAAGUUAAUCGAAAAAUCUCCAAAAAACGAUAAAGAACACCAGUGAGUAGAAGAGUUAGGCAACUGCGAAGUCUGUGAAGAAGUUCUUCUGCAUUUCCUAUAUAUAUUUUUAUAUCUUUAUUCUUGUGGUUCCAUUAGGAAUGACAAUAUUAGAUACGGAAAUUAGGAUAAAACGAGAAAAGAAAAGAAAAAUGAACGCAUUAGUUUUUCUUUUCUUGGGUUUUUUUUUUAAAUUUACUAAAACGA